AUGUUCAGAGCAACGGAGUCCAAAGAGGAACGAGCAGUAGAAAAUCUCAAUAUGGAAAAUGCCCAACAUGAAAAUGAAGGAGGGGACCAAGCCCCUGUGCAGAAUGAGGAGGAACCUCGCACUUUGGGAGGAGGCAAAGCCCAGAAGCCUGGAAGAAAUGUCAGGGUGGGGCGGGUUAAGCGACUUGUCCCUAAUUUUCAGGGGUCCAUAUCUAACAAGUGUGUUGAUCACAAUGCAGUGGGAGAUAGUGUAGAAAAGAUCACAAAACAGCAGAUGGAUAUCAGGAGAAAGACUAAGGAGCAGCAAAUGAGGCAUGUUAUAUGCUUCCAAACUCCUAAACCUGAUAAUCAUUAUGACUUCUGCUUUAUAUCUUGA
Myotis daubentonii (Daubenton's bat) is the source of this 375-nucleotide messenger RNA. Its product is annotated as protein BEX4-like. The record is from RefSeq and is a predicted model, not a curated record. NCBI's taxonomy places the organism in Eukaryota, Metazoa, Chordata, Mammalia, Chiroptera, Vespertilionidae. Gene Ontology annotation, cellular component: cytoplasm; nucleus.